AUGGCUGAAGAAAACGCCAUCCCGCUCGUCGCUUCUCCCUGGAAACUCAAAGGGAGUGUCUACGCCUUCGGGUAUUGGGCAAAGGUCGACGCCGCUGGCAAUCUGCCCGAUGUCGCCUACUCCCCUCUCGAGCAUGCUUCAUCCUUCGCGUCGCCCGAAGGCGGUCGUCCCAUUGGCGGCCUCAGUAUGAUCCAGAUCAUUCGCUACACCGAGUCGCCGGCUGGGCCGUACGACGAGCUUCUGAUAAGCCCUGGAUAUUUCGAGUACACGGUCGAGGAUAAGAAUGGAAAGCGCGUCAAGAAGAAGCACCUCCGUAUCACGCGAGCCUAUGUGUCACAGAAGAUAACAAAUUGGAACGGAAGGACGAACUGGAAUAUUCCCAAACAUCUCGCGAAAUUUGACUGGGUUACGAGUGAUGAUGGACAAAUGUCCGUAAAAGUGUUCCCUCACGAUACCACCGACGAUCCAAAAGAGUCAAACCCAUCGACUACCCCGUUCUUUCAGGCAUCAUUCAAGCCCACAUCUUACCUACCAUCAUUCCCGCUGUCUUUCAAGGUCUUGAACUCCAUUGGUCUUAUCAACACUACUCUCGUGCACCCUCCUCUUCCCGCCGGUACUGGCAGCCAAGGAGAGCUGCCGGGAACGAACAGGUGGUGUGCGGUAUCGCCAAAUCUGUGGUCCCGCAAGACGAGCCUGGGUUGGUUCGAUAUACAGCAGGGCGAUGUGCAGGACAGUAUCGGUCCAAAGAACGACAACUUCUGGCCGGGACUUGGAAGGUGGCAAUUAGGAUAUGUGAUGAACGAUUGUGAAGUAGACUUUCCGGAUGGUAAAUACUGGGACCCUCCAAAGUCUACAAAUUGA
Clonostachys byssicola is the source of this 861-nucleotide messenger RNA. The record is from the annotation of a GenBank genome assembly. Lineage: Eukaryota; Fungi; Ascomycota; Sordariomycetes; Hypocreales; Bionectriaceae.